AUGUCCCAGCCGCAAUUAACCACCGACCUGGACGUUCCGGAAAGUCCGCAACACUCUUGCCAAUGCUCCGCAAUGAGUAGCAUGGAUUCCAUGAGAACGCAGAGGGACAGAGCGGAGAGGAGCGUGGGAAGUACAAGAAUUUCCAACAACCAAGAACUCCCUAGGGGUUUAGAGGCACUUCAGAGUGCUUUCGAACCAAUAAGAAGACUGGAAAGUCCACUAUCUCAUCAGGAAAGCCAACAGAUCAAUUUGGAGAAUACCAGGAAUGUGGAUAUCUUGGAACAUCAAGCGGGCUUAUCGCCGAAUACGAGAUCGAUGGAAGGUCAAAGCGGGAUUUUGUCCAGACACGGUCAUAAUCUUUCGUGCAGUCCGAGGAACUUGGAUCUUUCGCGAAACUUGGCGUUCGAGGCUGCACGAAGAGUUCAGGAAUCCGGCAACUUGCAGGAUAACCAACACAGCCUAACCUCCAGCCCUAGUCCUUUGUUGGAGUCUAGUUCAGCCUUGCUCGAGACGUCCACGAAAGAUCUGGACAAGCAGCUCGACGAUCAUGCCGGGUUAUCGCAGAAGCCAGCCGCUUCGAGCAAAGAUAAGCUGAAGAAUAUUCAGCAGGUCCUGAAUCCUUAUCAACACCAUCACGAGCCGACGUCAGCGGAACGCAACGUCCACGGACAUUUCCACGGCGAUACUCAUGCCCACGUUCACAAGCAUGCCGACAAUUUCCGAAGCACCACGAAUUUGGACGUCGGAGAUGGACUGAUGGGAUUUCAGCAACAUCAACGACAACACACUCAUCAUCACCACGGAAACACCAAGACCACGAACGUGACCCAUCAUCACGGGCCGACGACCGUGCAUCAUCCGCACGGCCCGCAAGGAAUGGCGGGACAUCAUCACGGAAAUCUGGCGCCUAGUUUGACUAGCCAUGUUCACGGAAACUCUGGCCCCCUGAGUAGUUCCGGUUCGAAUCACGGAAAUCAGAGCGCGACGGGAAAUCCGAGUGGUCAUCACCAUCCGAAUCCGAUACCAACCUCUACCGCCAUGGGACACAGAAAUUCACCGACCAGCCAUCAUCGUCUCGGUGGUAACACUGGCCUCGGCAGUCAUUACCCUUCGAACUCUGGUUUCUCCAGCGAUCAUCACGGCACUUCCAGCGCGAUGAGCGGAGCUUCGUCUAAUUCGAGCAUGUUAAAUCAUGGCGGCUCGCCGGCGGUUCAUCGACACGUGGUUAACGCGAAUAGCAGCCUUUCGACUACGCCGCUGGCUAGCCAUCAUCAUGGCAGUUCUUCGGGAAGUUUAACCGGACAUUCUAGCGUGAAUCAUCAUCAUGUCAGCUCUGGCAUAUCCUGCGAGUCUUCUUCGUCCAACGCGAACACGAGAACGCACAGUCGUUUGGAUCACGUCCACGAUCAUCAUCACCAUUUGCAACAAGUGCAUUCGUUGCACACCAGCCAUCCCGAUUCCCGGCAAAGAGACAGAGCACCGUCCAGUCUAGAGCAUCAUGGACAUCAUCACGGUCACAUGCACAGUCACGGUCAUCAACAUCCGCAGAGCAGCGAUACCAAAAAUACGUCACUCAUCGGCGUGGAUUCGAUACAGGUGUCGGCUCCUUCGAAAAGCAAAUGUCAAUGUCACGUGGUGCAAACCGGAGGAAACAAGAGAGGGCAAGAGGGCGAGAGCGACGGAGGUGUCGAAGUGACAUCGAGAACGCAUCAACCCCCUGCGCUUCCUCCGCGACCGCCCCCUAGACCAACUAGAAGAUACGAAACAACGUCUGUCAAUCAAUGCCACACGGGGGAAGGUGGUUGCUGCAAGAAGUACGUUGUCCUUUGUUGCCUUUGUGGUGGGUUGAGCGCUGCGGUUGGUAGUCUCUUUUUGGCGGUACACGCGGUCCUUUCAGCCCACACGGCCAGCUUAGCUCUCUUUGAGACUGUACCAUCUUACAUUCCUGGCAUAAUGUUAAUCCUAAUGGGUCUCUUCACGAUGCUACUUGCCAGACGGAAGCACAGAUACGGACUUUUGAUGAAAGUGUGCGGAUCAGUCGGUGUGGUGUGCGCGUUGGUGUGCGUCCUCGUCACCGUCACCACCACGGUCAUACACAUGUCCCGGCUGCAAGGUCUUCGGAAAUGCGUCUACACCGCGAAAGCGAGGUCGUGCACGUGCUACGGCGCGCCGGAAGGAGACCCUGGAGUUCUUUUCGAAGGCACUCCCCACUGCGAGGCAGUCCACGGUGCCUUACACGCCUGUCUGAGGGCCCUGUUCGGGGUUUCGGUCGCUGGAAUCUUGGCUUGCAUAUUCUCGUGCAUGCUGGUGUACCAGUUGCUAAGUCACGAGAAGAAGAAGAUGUACUGGGAGCAGUUGGAGCUGAGAUGCAGAUCUCUGUACGGGCAAGGAGGCACCGUGGGACCGGCGACUGGUUCCUGCGGAUGUUGCAACGACUGCGGCGGCGCUAGUCCAUGGUGGGCGCAGACACCCGGAAAUCUUUACACGCCGAAUCCUGACUUGGCGCCAUCGAGACGAUGGCGACUACCCUGGUCCAGAUCCAGAGGACCAGCUCCGAGCCCAGACUCGAAUUAUGGCUUUCAUACUCAGGCCAGACAGACCGAGGCUAACGUAGAAAACACAAAUGGCCCCUACAGUGUCCUUAAUUCUCAAUCGAGCGGUCCCUAUUCCGUUUUAAACGCACAGAACGGUCCGUACACCCCUAGCACGGCUUCUUACAGUGUUCUAGAGACUCCGGUGCCGUUAUGGGGUCCUCCGCCGCCUUAUAGCGACCCGAACAGCCCUGCUAGGCGACCGCAAGUAGCCGAACAAAGGCCCAGAAUUGCCAAACGAAUAGAGAACUUCGAGAACAAUGAAGAUCACAGAUCGAGGUCUGCGAAACGUCCCUCCGAUAACUACGAAAAUGCCGAAGAAAUAUCGAACAGCACAGACCCAGAGGGAGGGAACGAGGGCACCAUGAAAGGCAGACGAACUAGGAAGCCUUUAAAGGGUGUAGAGAACGGAGCGUUCCAGCAGGAAGCGAAUCCUGGGCCGAAACAGUCGGAAAGUGAACUGUACUUUGGUGACGUGUCCUCGUGUUGCGGGCCCGAGAGUAGUUUCUACGAUUUGGCCGUUGAGAAAGAAGGUGCGGAACAUUCAGAGGGCGUAGAUUACCUAGCAGCUCGCCUAGGUAAACGGCAACUGUCAAAGAGAUCCAGGAUGCCUCUGCCAUUGCCAUCGGACAAUGGUGACAUACCAUCCGACAAUUACGCGAACAGUGACGAACCCAGAAGCGCCAGGGGACCGUUCCUGGCGCCUGACGCGCAGUACGAAGUCAUUCAACAAGGUCGAUACUCUUACUACACGUCCAAGGACGACGAACAGCUUCAAGAAGGUCCUGCGACCUCGGGAUACUUCAGAGAGGAGGAGACUGAACGGGGAAGGGAGAGGGAUUACAGGGAUUACAGGAGUAGCCAGGAAGAGGAAACGCCUCAAUGUUGCUUGAGCGAUUCAACGACGCUGGACUCGGGUUGGCAAAGUGGUGAACAGCAACAGUCGGAUGACAAUGUCAGACCGGUUAACGUGUGAUCGCGCUUAUUCUUAGAUAAUUAACGGGAUAGCUGUCGAGGAAUAGUAGUAUUAAGUCAGACUAGGGGGAGAGCCAAGACGAGAAAAUGGUCGCUGAGAAU
Molecule: messenger RNA, 3668 nt
Organism: Eufriesea mexicana
Lineage: Eukaryota; Metazoa; Arthropoda; Insecta; Hymenoptera; Apidae
Exons: 9
Coding region: 1-3567 (1188 amino acids)
Source: RefSeq, a predicted model, not a curated record